Molecule: messenger RNA, 3773 nt
Organism: Triplophysa dalaica
Lineage: Eukaryota; Metazoa; Chordata; Actinopteri; Cypriniformes; Nemacheilidae
Gene: pbxip1a
Product: pre-B-cell leukemia homeobox interacting protein 1a
Exons: 11
Coding region: 412-2706 (764 amino acids)
Source: RefSeq, a predicted model, not a curated record
AACAUGCCUCGCCACUAUAUAUAGGGCGUUCAUGCAUGUUGUUGGGACAUCACAAGUCUUCGUUUUCUCUCGAGUCAGUGACAAGACUGUUCGGAGAGCCCUUCACGUGUAGAUUGUCACUCUCACCUGCGAUUGUCAGUCACAGCUGAAAGGCGCAGCCGGCCGACGCGACUCUUUAUUCCCAUUGGCUGUUAAGACUUUGACCGGAUCGUAGCGUCGCGCGUUAUCGGUGUCCUAUUGGAGAGAAACGCAACCGCAAUCCAGCCACAAGCGCAACUCGGAGCCGAAGUUGCGAAGUUCGCUGCUUAGAUCGCGCGUUUGGAAAUAAACGCGUAGAAAUAGAUUGCGCGAAAACAGCGCGCGCGCCUCAACCGACUGACGCACGGUGCUGUGCAGAGCCACAAGAGGGUCAUGUCUGAUAACAGCACCGGCAGCACCGGCUCCUCCAGUAACAGCUGGACUCUGCUCUCCCCGGAGGAGGUUGCCGCUGACCCUGCCGCCCCCGUGGAUGAUGGGACAGAAAGUCUUGGAGAUGCGCCCAGUCUUUCAGAAGAGUUGGCAGGGAGUUCUUUGGAGGUGAGGUCACUUGAUCCUGAGACUUCAGUGGUGGAGACGAUCUUGUCAGAGGAGGGUCACCAGGUCAGUGCAUCAACACCGAUUUGCCAGGAGACAUCCCCAGAAUGCUUUGAAGAGAUGGCCGCAUCUGGCCAGGCUGAACUCGAUCCAGAGAUCCACGCUCCUGUCAUCCACGACACCAUCACCAGUUCUCCUCCCGACAGCGACCUUCUGGGUGCCGUGCCGUUCAGCAUCGCUACAGAAUCGGCCUUCCGGUUUUCAGAGGAGUCGGCCCUAGAUGAACCCACUGAAGAGGACGUCAUCGAUGUCUUCCCCAGCCAGCACGUCCCCGUUCAAGAAAGCCCCAUCCCUGAACUAGAGCACAAAAUCACCUCCACCCCUGAACCGUUUAGAGAAAUAAGCCCCUCCCACGAUGUCUAUGAAGCUACAGACAUAAGCCCCGCCCCUGAUUCUUCUGAAAUCCCUGUGGUUGAUAUCCAAGCUGAUGUUCAUCCUGCUCCUGAAGCCCCGCCUCUAGCUUCACCCUGUGAGGACGAUACAGGUUUUGGCUCUAUGGUAGAAAGCCCCGCCCCUGACAGUCCUUAUCCGGAAACAAUUGGAUCGGUGGAAACCGAGGAGGAGGAGCCUACAUUUGAGCUCCCAGAGAAAGUCCCAGAUCUGGUCAGAGAACCAGAAGAAAUAUCAGUGGGCGGCUCAACAGAAGGGGAUGGUCUAAGGCUCCGACAGGUGCAGCCAACCAUAGUGCUGAAGCGAAGCUCUGAUGAUGAAGACGAAGAAGAGGAGGAGUUUAAUCUCCCAGAGAGGAAGGAGGAGAAACAAGGCUUCUCCUUGAAUCAGCUGAUAGUUGGAGUGCUUGUGCUGCUCUGCAUCGGCUCUUUCUUUCUCACGGGUUCGGUGGUUGACCAGUAUGGUGAGGAUUUCGACGGUUCCGAACUAAGUGACCAGGAGCUACUGGAUAAACUCGCCCAAGAGAAUAAACAAAUUAACAUAUUGGAGGCCCAGAUAGAGUCACAGAAAGUUGAGUUGGACAAAGCUUUGAAAAUGGUCGCAGCGAAGCACAGUACAGAGAAAGGUGCUCUGGAGAACGAAAACAUUCGGUUAAAGGAGCAGAUCUCUGGACUUCCAGGUUUAAAAGACGAACUUCAGAUGCUCAGAGAUCGAGUCGCUGAACUCACCCAAAUCACAGUUAAAGAAGAUCACCAACAGCAAACCCCGAGCACUGAACCACCUUCCAACGGCGAGUCCGAUCCAGCAGAAACUGAAAAACCCUGGGAUAAGAAAGAAGAACUCAAGAGACAGAAAUUUCUGUUGGAGGAGAGCAGGAUGAGGUUGGACGGCAUGAAGAAGCAAGGCUGGAACAAACAGGAUUUGAGGGAGAGCCUGGUGGAGAUGCAGAAGCGGCUCUCCAAACAGGUGGACCAACUGGGCAAGAGAGAAGAUUGGAAGAGGAAACACCAAGAGCACAAAGGCGAAAAGAAAGAAUGGGACAAAAAGAAAGAAGAACAAAACAAUUGGAAGAAAGCAGAAGCUGAAAAAGCGAGGGAACGCAAACAUGGCAAGAACAAACCCAACGGUGACAACAAAGGCAAAGAGCAUUUCAAGAAGUAUAAAGAGGAGUGGGACCACAAGAAGAACGAGAGAAGAUUGGAGAGAGAGAGUAGACAGAAAGAUAAACCUUGGCAGGACAAACCGUCCAAGCAUCAUCAUCACCACCAUCAUCACCAUUAUGAGCAGGUAGACUUUUGGAAACACCAGGAAGAGAAGCUCAGCAGGACCCGGCAUCCAGUUGAGGGCUGCAACGGCGUAGACAACUGUGCAUACGCAGAAGGCAUUGUUCCUGUCAAGCUGGUCGAGUUUCACAACCUUCUCGAGGUCUACCUAAGUAAACUGGAGGGGGUUCCCGAAGAAAGCAAGGUGGCUCUCCGUCGACUCUCUUCUCAGUUCUUCAGCGGUGGCGUUUUCAACCACGACAGGAUGCUUUUCGGCGAGUUCGCUGAGGACGUCGCGGACAUCUUGGAAGAUUUGGCAGACGGUCUGGAAGAUGGGCCGGAUGACAAUGAUUCACUGGAGGAGCAGAUGGAAGAUUUUGAGAAGGACGCACUGUUGAAGUUCGCAACCCUUGCGGCAUAAUGUUGAUCGUGCUCGAUACAAAACUCUAAAGAAGGAAAACUAUGUAUGUUUGGGAAACAGUCUUAGGCUCUGUAGACUGUAGAUGUACUUUCACACCUUGUUUGUAAAGCGUUUCAAUAUUGAGUUUUGUCAUUAGUGACGUCCCACUUGUGCUUUGGGUGUUUUGCUGUAAGCUACCUCUGUCUUGUUCUUCAACGCCACAUCUUUGGCUCUUCCUCGCUGUGUAAAGUGUCACCUUCAGCUUUGCUUUGCAAACACAUGGAUCAAUCACGUAAUAGUGAACAAGGUUAACGCUAAACAGGGUGCGUGCAAUAAAGCUCGCUGGUCCCCUUCUUUAAAAUACAACUUAAAAAAAUUAUUUUACUUAGAAAAGUGAUUUUCUUUUAGCUCUCUAUAUUUUUGGCUCUCAGUUUGUAAGAGCCGAAAAUAUUUUAUUUAAUUACCGGUUUGCCCGUGGUUUCGCUUGCUCAGCUGGUAUCAAGCUGGUUUGGUAUAUGCCUCUCUUUAGAGGUCAUUGUGAGCUUUCUACCCCACGUUCUUCACUCUUAAUGUAAAUGACUAAUGUUCAAAACUAAUGAGGUUUUUUUCUAAAUAGAAGUUUGAAAUGUUUGCUUAUGUGCCUUUAUUAGUGAACACAGAAUGGUGGUACUGAAAUAAUGGGUCCGCUCAUGUCUCAACACCACACUUAAUGAAAGUGGAGAAAUAAUGGAUUUAUUUGCACUGUUUUGAUGUAGACGUAACUCUUCACUUUGGAUAUCAGCCAUUGUAAUGAAUCAUUGAGAUUUGAUUUGAUUAUAGCUGUGUUUUUGUUGCAAUCUCUGGAAUGAAUUCCUUUGAAUUUUGGCUUUUCUCGUUCGAUUUGUAAAUAUGAAGAAAAUGUUUAUUUGAUGGAACACGCAAUUUAAAGUAAAGGUGAUCAUAUGGCACAAUGUCCUUUGAUAUUUGAUUUGAAGAACGAUGUAAAAUUACUUUAAUAGAGUUUCAAAUAAGUAAAAAAAGACCAAAUGUCACAGUUUAUCAAUGUGUGCAUUUUUUGAUCAAAAAUAAAAAAAGUGGGAUGAAAUGUA